GGCUGCUGCUGCUCUUCUUCCUCUGGCGGAGGGCUGGGCGGCAGGGAUGCCGGUGGCUCUCGGAGGCAGCAUGGGCUCCCGCUGGCUCCUGCUGGCCCUGGCGGCCCUGGCCUCCUCCUCCUCCGCCGGCCCCCCAGUGUGCUGUGAAUCUGACCCCCCUGAUGUGGUGUUUCUGCCGGCUGAAAUGGAAGUGCUCAGUGGUCCAGAGAAUUUCCGUCUUCAGCGUACAGAUCGAUACCUGCCAGGAAAUGCCUCUCUCAGUUCCCGCUUGGAGUCCUUCCUCUUCCUCCAUCGUCAACUCACAGGGAAGGCCACCAUCCAAGCUACCUACCAGCCUUUCACUGCCCAGCAGGCAGUACCAGUCGAUGACUCCCGAUCCAUUGAUGCCUCUGUUUCCUGGGACAUUCGGGCUGUGUCCAUUGAGGGUACAGUGUCUCCCUAUGAGCCAUACACCAGAGUCCUCUUUCAUCUCCAGGGGCAGGACUGGAUGUCAGAAAAGCAUCCCCUGCCAUGCGUCACCCUAUAUGUCUUUCACCAGGCCCAGGUAGUUCAUCGGGCCUGCCAUCUUCAGGAAGUGAAGGUGCCUAUCGACAAAGCAGAAGUUGCAGUGCCCUAG
Messenger RNA from Sceloporus undulatus (fence lizard), 616 nucleotides. It is a transcript of the gene TMEM132A, whose product is annotated as transmembrane protein 132A. The transcript is spliced from 4 exons. The record is from RefSeq and is a predicted model, not a curated record. The coding region runs from base 47 to 616 and encodes 189 amino acids. NCBI's taxonomy places the organism in Eukaryota, Metazoa, Chordata, Lepidosauria, Squamata, Phrynosomatidae.